Molecule: messenger RNA, 846 nt
Organism: Paramecium sonneborni
Lineage: Eukaryota; Ciliophora; Oligohymenophorea; Peniculida; Parameciidae
Source: the annotation of a GenBank genome assembly
AUGUAAUUAGGAGAUGAAGAAGAAUAGCUUCUUUUAAAGAAUGAUGAUUUGUAAGCAAAUAGGGAAUUAUUAAUAGACAUAACUUUAACGAGCAGAUUAGGAUUCAUCUAAAAAGUUUUUUAAAUUUAUAUAUUAUAGGUUUAUUCUAUCAUAAGCAUCUAAUUAUUAUUUACAGCCUUAUUUGCAGUAUUUUCCCUCAAUUAACCAGCUAUGAUGGAAUUUGAAGCAACUUAAAUUUAGCUUUAAGUAUUAGCUGCUAUAACAGCAAUUGUAAUAAUGUGCUCCUUAUUUUGCUAUCCAGCUAAUGCAAGAAGAGCACCAAAUAACUAUAUUUUACUAUCACUAUUCACUAUAUGUGAGGGAUAUGUAGUCUCAGCUAUUUGCUGCUCAAUUGCUAAGGAAUAUGAGAAUGGAGGUAUUUGAUUUUAUUUAUUAUUAGUCCAUCUAAUUUUUAUGGCAUUAUCUAUGACAGUGCUCAUGACCUUUGGUUUAACAUUGUACGCCUGCUUUACUAAACAGGAUUUCACAGUUUAUACUGGGCUUCUAUGGUCUUUUAUUAUAUGCUUAUUUUUACUACUUGUUUUCACUCUACUCUUUCCAAGUAGUGUAAUUUAAAUCAUCUAUUCAGUCCUGGCAAUAUUCCUUUAUUCAUUAUACAUCAUUAUUGAUACUUAAUUGAUUGUUGGAAAUAAUAAGGUAUUUUUAUAUUUGCAUUUUACUAAGAGACAUUCUUUAAAAAAAGAUGAUUACAUUCUAGGGGCACUCAUUUUAUAUAUCGACAUAAUUACUUUAUUUUUAGAAUUAUUAAAAUAUCUUGAGAUGAUAAAUGGCAAGAAAUUAAAAUGA